CAACCUUUCCCAACAUCUACCAAUAACUUUACUACAAGUACUACAAGAGCCUACUAUACACCAUUCCACAAACCAACACCAUGGCCUCCAACACCAACCCCGGAAACUUUGCCAACCGCUCCCACGAGGAGGUUCAAAACAUCGCCCGCAAGGGCGGCCAGUCGAGCCACGCCGGCGGGUUUGCGAGUAUGGAUCCGGAGAAGCAGCGCAACAUCGCCUCUCAGGGCGGCCACGCUUCCAGCGGAAGCUUCAAGCCCGGCGACCCCAAAGCCCGUGCUGCGGGACAGAAGGGCGGUUCAAAAUCCCAAUACGACCAGGAGACUCCUGAUGAGUAAAUUCUGUGUCUAGUUGACGGACGGGG
Aspergillus aculeatus ATCC 16872 is the source of this 361-nucleotide messenger RNA. Its product is annotated as general stress protein. Bases 81 to 335 code for a protein of 84 amino acids. The record is from RefSeq and is a predicted model, not a curated record. The transcript is spliced from 2 exons. NCBI's taxonomy places the organism in Eukaryota, Fungi, Ascomycota, Eurotiomycetes, Eurotiales, Aspergillaceae.